Molecule: messenger RNA, 3071 nt
Organism: Puntigrus tetrazona (Sumatra barb)
Lineage: Eukaryota; Metazoa; Chordata; Actinopteri; Cypriniformes; Cyprinidae
Gene: enkd1
Product: enkurin domain containing 1
Exons: 8
Coding region: 1174-2208 (344 amino acids)
Cellular component (GO): cytoplasmic microtubule
Source: RefSeq, a predicted model, not a curated record
CCCGGACACACACGCACGCGCUAAAAAUAGAUUCACCGCGGCUCCAGUGACAAAAUGAACACUUCCACGCCGGCGUGCAUCCACAUGUAGCUUCAUUCCUGAGAAAUGCACACUUAACACAUCCACGUACAAUGACGCAUGCAUGAGACGAUGGCUCGGUCUUCCAAAAAAAAAACGUUUUACUCUAGAUCGCGUGACCAGCCUCCACUUUGCCACGUUUAAAAGCCUAUAUAAAAACCGACCCGCAAUCCAUCGCCAUUUACUGAAAUGCAGUCUGGUGCCAGACACUCAUCAGUCACAAACAAAUCAUUGUGCUUUAGCGAACGUCUUCAGACACGAGGGCCAUUAGAGAGUCCGUCUUGUGGGAAAUCUCAAAGACAUCUGUGGUAAGAGCUUACUGCCUUUACAAUGCGACCUUAUCAUGACUACACAGUGUACUUUUAAAAUAAAAACUGCGUUAAUUAUCAUAUGACUAAAAAGUUUUAUAUUUGCUUUUAGCUGAAAUCAUCCGACCACAACAAUAUGGAUAUUUGUGCUAUGAAUAGUAUAAUAAAAAUAACAAUAAAUGAUAUGCAUUGCUCACUUGAGAAGUGUAACAACGCAUGAAAUAAGUUACUUUUAUCACUGUUUUUUGCUCUGUACUGAAUGUAACAGGGUUGAUGGACGUUUUGCUCUGGAGACCCACCAGAUGGUGCCAUUUAUUAGUAAAAUCUGAUGAAGCGGAAAGGUGCAAAAAUAUCAUCAAUCAGCUUUUCUAUAAUUCUGUAAUAAGCCUACAUACAUACAUAAUACACUGUUAUACACCACAGCGUGUGAUAUGCAAUGGCAUCAUGUCUCUUUAAGGCUGUGAAACACGUGCUGAAUGACAAAGACAAGCUCAGGUGUAGCUCCGCAUUCAGUUCCAGCUUGUUUUUUUUCAAACCAAAGAAGAAACCAAUUAGCUAAUGGUUCAUUAAGAAGCGGUGGUUUUCAUCACAGUCAACUAAAAUCAUUUCAGUCCAAUUAUAACGACUGGUUAUUGAUACUACGUAUUUGUGAUAGCGUGACCAGCACCUAACAAAAUGUGUUUAUAACGUACAGGAAAACAACGAGAGGUCACGGAACAAUGGGAGACGUCACAAUGGGCUCCGUAUGUGGCGAAUGUAGCAAUUAAUAGACACAUUCAGCAUCAGUAUGUGUGAAGGGCCCUCAGCGAUCUCUGGUCCCAUUCCUCCAGACCCCACACUGUUUCCUGAGUAUUACAAACGGCCGUCCUCUGCGUGCGGUCGUCUGGAGGGAAACGCUCCGCUUCUGAAGGGCCCGUUAGCUCCGGACCCCGGGUGUUGCAGCGCCCGCUCCAGCCCUCGGCCGCGCAUCGGAGCCAACGCCGCUCACAUCCUGGAGAGAGGACAGAGAGGGGUUGUGGGAGAGCUGCUGAAGCUGGAGGGAGUGGCGCUGAACCCAAGCCCGGCCAAACCUAAACCUGCCAUACGGGACUUUGGUAAAGAAAAUGUGCGCAAGCUUCGUGAAGUCCAGAAGCGCUUUCGAGAGCUGGAGGCGCAGAGAGAACACGCCAAACCCAUGCCAGUGAAAGCACUCUGGAUCUCUCCAAAAUACCAGGACGUCCCCUCCAGGGUAAUGGCCCAGUUACAGGAGACGAGCCCUCUCAAGAAACCCGAAUGUCAGAACUUCCUGAAGGCUCAUUCUCUUUGUGGAGCCGGAGGUCGUCCCCCGCUCCGUCGCUCCGAGAGCGGCCCGUCGCCGCCGGCAGGGGACUCCGAUUCUGAGAUGCUCGUGAGAGGACGCACGGUGGACUUCGUGAGCCACAACGCUCGCGCCGCGGCGAAGACCAACCUGAGGAGAUCCCAGUCCUUACAGAACCUCGGAGACAAGCCGCCCCCCAGCGCCGAGAAGGGCAAAGUACCGCAAUAUCUGGAGCAGAGGAAGUUGCAGUGGAAGAAAGAGGAAGAGGAGAGAAGAAGAAACACCCCCGAUCCGUCCGUUCCUGCUGGACACACUCAGAUGUCUGAAAGAGAGAGACAGGAGACCCUGCAGUCCCUCAAAGAAACUCACAGGUCUCUGGUCAGUGAGCUGCUGUCUCUCCCCGUCAAAGUCGACACAGUGAGCGUCCGCUCUCGCCGCGCUCAGCUCGAUCAGCGUCUCUCGGAGGUCGAGGAGGCCAUCAAAAUCUUCUCGCGGGAGAAAGUCUACGUGAAAGCCGACUCUUGAGAAAGCGCACUCAUAUAAUUUUAUAUGUAUGUAUUUAUCAGUUAGCAGCAGCUGCUCGUCUGUGUCCUGACUGCUCUUACGCUUGACACUAUAAAGAGAUUUGUGGCUAAAUAUGCAUAUUACUGGCAGAAAUUGAUUUCCUUUUUGCUUAUCCUAUUCUGUAUCCAUGCUUUGGUUCGAUUAUUAUGAGAUUAAAUAGCUAUAAUUAUCAAAAAGGCAUAAUUAUGAGAUGAAAUGUCAAAUAUUAUGAGCAAAACAUCUUUAAAUAUGACAUUUUGUUUAAAAUUCUGAUUGUUUGUCAAAGGUUUCAUUCUCAAAAUUAUGAUUUAGUGUGUAAUAAUAUUGACUUUAUCUCAUAAUUACAUAUUUAUCUCAUAAGUGACUUUUAUCUCACAAUUAUGUCUUAGACAGCUUUGAUUUUAUUUUGCAAUCAUGAAGUUGUCGUAAUUUUAAAUUACCAAAGCAUUAUAUAGCAGAAAUGGGUUUCCAUAGUAUUUGGUGCAUUUGUUUAUAAGUUCAGAACUGUCUGUAUAUUAUUAAAUAUUCUAUGUAAUCAAACAUAUUUCUGCUGCCAUGAACAGUAACAACUGUUGAAUGUCUACUAUGGCAAGGUGCUGAUCGCAAUGCUGUCAUUUAAUGUUAUGAUAUGAUGUGUCAUUGAAAUUAAUUUUAGUAUUACUAAAAAGUGGUGCUUUUACACGCUAUACAACAAAACUCAAAACUCAAAAACACACAGUGUUUAUUUAAUCAUGUUAAUUAAGUUUCAAAAAGUACCCCAAAACACCUAAAAUCUGAAUGCCAUUGCUUUAUUACAAGUAAAAACAGUUUUGCUUUUUGAUCAUUUCAACUGGUGUGGCGGUGGU